Messenger RNA from Salvia hispanica, 1437 nucleotides. RefSeq lists its product as uncharacterized. The record is from RefSeq and is a predicted model, not a curated record. NCBI's taxonomy places the organism in Eukaryota, Viridiplantae, Streptophyta, Magnoliopsida, Lamiales, Lamiaceae.
AUGUCUAACGUUAGUGAUCGAGACCUGUCUCUGAAAUACCUGACCAACAAAGAGAAAACUAAGGUACUAUUUGCCGAGGCCAACAUCGAUUUUGUCAACGUUUUGCUAAGCUUCCUCACGCUGCCUCUAGGAAAAAUCGUCAAGAUUCUCAAUCAUUAUGAGGCGGCAGACGAAAUCGGAAGCUUAAAUGGCUUGUACAAAGGUUUGUCUGAUCUCGACAUCUCCCAUUUCAGUGUCCCAGGCCGCAAGGAUAUGUUGCUUGAUCCGCGAAGCUCUUUUCGAGCCGAAUGCAGUAAACUGAAGAUUGAUAUCACUUAUUGCUACCCCGAGGAAUACUUCGUUUGUCAGGAUGAAAAAUGUAAACUGUUAGUUUCCAAUAAUAUAAGCUUGUAUUCUGAUGUAGCCAAGUGUGGUUGUGGGAAACCGUUGAACCGAGAAAUAGAAGACGAGAAUAGUUCCGAUGAUUGUUUGGAAUGUGGACCUUUCGUAGUCAAUCCGUUGGACUCUUUCAUCAUCAGUGAUGAUCUGUGCGUGGCUCCGGUCACAACCGGAAUCAUUCAAACGCUCAAUGAUCUUGGCAUUGCAUACGCUCAAGGUGGAGAGUUCAUGACUUUGAACUUGGGUACUGAUGAGAUUAUGGAUUUGCUCAAGUUUUCUUUAACAUCUACAACUCCUUUGACGGACGUUAUCCUGAAGAGAACUUCGGCAAAACGGCAACCUGAAAUAUCAUUUACCGGUAAUUGGAAAGUCGAUGCACACUCGAGAAAAAUUCCUUUGAAAUUGUGUGUGCAGAAAUCGACAAACAAAUGUCUGUUUGCACAAGCUACAGAUGAGUUUGUAGAGCUUCUGUUUAGUUUCCUCACUGUUCCUUUAGGAGGAGUUGAGUAUCUCUUGGGAGGCAAGAUCGGUAUCAAAAAUAUUGACAAUUUGUACUCGAGCAUAUCGACCGGCAUUCAUGAUGAGUAUUUCACAUCUUCAGAUGUUAAAAACAGGCUGAUUAAUCCCAAGCUACCUCAUGGCUACAUUGUCAUCAAUCAUUUUCUACCCCUCAGCGAAGAAGGUCCUCUUAAAUUGUAUCUCAAAUUCGAAGAUGAUGAUGAUGGAGAAUUUUUUUCGUUGUUCAAGGCAAGCAAGAAAAACUAUGUGAAGAAACAAACGAUAUGUUUCAUCACUGAUGAUCUAAAGAUGAGUACUAGUGUUGCUACUGGCAUUUCGAUUAUCAAUCGUCUCGGAAUUCCUAUGGAAGAUGUGAAAGAAAUGGAGUUUGACAUUGGUCUCCAUGAGGCGCUGUGUAUACUGAAAGCUUCUCUUACAUCGAAAAUGACUUUCACCGAAGCUCUCAUCAAACCCUUGCUUUACAACGCCAAUCCGAGCAAGGAAGAUGAGUCCUCUUCUAAUGUUUCGUUUGGUUCAAUCUUUGCAAUGCCAAUACCAUGA